AUGCAGAAGCGCUACACCGUCCACUUCGCCAAGGGCGCCCUGCCCCCUGGGACCCCCAACGAGUGCUACUUCUUGGACCCAGAGUUGGGGCACCAAAAAGGAUGCUGUCACCCGAGGUGCCAUGACCCAGCGGCCCCUCGAGCCCACAGGCCCUGUCGACCACCCCCCCAGGUGCGCUGGCAGCUGGCUUACCACGGCCACUCGGGGUGUGUCAGGGGCUGUUGCCGGGGCCCCCAGCACCCCAUCCUGCAGCAGCAGCGGCAGCCCCAGCCCCCACCUCCCAGCCCCCUGCGGCAGCAGCUCUGCUCCAUUCACCAGGCCCAGCAGGGGCCGCCUGCAACCGCCGCUGCCCCCAUGGGACCGGCCAGCGCCCCCCAGCUGCCUCCCGCGCCCACCACCUCACUCACCAUGGCACCCGCCACAGCCAGCAGCGGUCCAGCCCUGCCCUCCGCAGCCGGCACCCUCCUGGAGCCCAGCGGGCCCUCUGGCGCCCGGCCCCUGCCUGCCCCCGCAGCCUUCAGCCUCUUCACCUCCUACAGCUCCGAUAUCCUGACAGAGGAUGACGUGUACUGCAGCUGCCUGGCCAAGACCCUCUGCCACGUGCCUGUCCCCGUGACCGUGGGUUUCUACGCCCCCUUCGGCUGCCGCCUGCAUAUGAUGCUGGACAAGAUCACUUCGCUGAUGCAGCAGGAGGCGGCGCAGUGCGAGGCCGAGGAGCUGCAGCGCGUGCAGUGGCGGCCGCGGCCCGUGAGCGGCUGGGGCCUCCCGCAGCUGCUGUGGUACCUGGUGUUCCUGCGGCCCAUCAUCACCGAGGUGCACCUGCGGCGCAAGAACGUGCAGUUCCUCUUCAUCCGCUUCAGCGCCUGGCAGUACGCGGGCACCGACAAGCUGUGGGCCGGCCUGGUGACCACGCUGUGCGAGGGCAUCCGCCGCCACUACGGCGCGCUGCCCUUCAGCGUGUACUCGGUGCUGGGCAACAAGCCGGCCACGUCGCCGGGCUUCUACCAGCGCGAGUGGCACUGCCGGCUCCGCGUGUGCCUGGCGCUGCUGGCGCUGCUGGCGGCGCUCUGCCUGGGCGUGGGCCUGCUCUACCUGUCGGUGGGCGCCCGUGGGCUGGGCCGCGGCGGCCCCAGCGGCAGCGUGCUCCGCGCAUUGGGCAGCGCGGCCACCACGCUGUCGGGCUCGGGGCUGCUCAUGGCCGUGUACUCGGUGGGCAAGCACCUGGUCGUGAGCCAGCGCAAGAAGAUCGAGCGGCUGGUGUCGCACGAGAAGUUCGGCAGCCAGCUGGGCUUCAUGUGCGAGGUGAAGAAGGAGGUGGAGCUGCUCACCGACUUCCUGUGCUUCCUGGAGAUCUACCAGCGGCGCCGGCUGCGCGUCGUGCUCGAGGUCACCGGGCUGGACACGUGCUACCCCGAGCGCGUGGUGGGCGUGCUCAACGCCAUGAACACGCUGCUGUCGGACAGCCACGCGCCCUUCAUCUUCAUCCUGGUGGUGGACCCCAGCAUCCUGGCCGCGUGCCUCGAGAGCGCCGGCUCCAUGAAGGGCACGGCCGACAACGGCUACCUCUUCCUCAACCGCACCGUCACGCUGCCCUUCUCCGUGCCCAUCAUGGGCCGCCGCACCAAGCUGCGCUUCCUGCACGACGCCGUGCAGAGCCGCGACGACCUGCUCUACCGCGAGCUGACGCGCAACCUGCGGCCGCCGGGCCGGGGUGCGGGCGGGGGCGGCGAGGGCGCGCAGCUCCUGGAGGUGGAGACGCAGGCGGGGGCCCAGCGCGCGCAGGGCCGCGGGGACGCCGAGGCGGCGCGCCACAUCCAGGAGGCACUCUUCUGCCUGCACGACGAGCGCGACUGCCUCUACGAGUACGUGCCCGACAACGUGGUGUCCAUGCGGCGCAUCGUCAACACCGUGCCCAUCACCGUGCGCCUGCUGCAGCAGCAGCAGGGCAGCUUCGGCGGCCCCACGCCGCGCCAGGCCGUGGCGUGGGUCGUGCUGGCCAACCAGUGGCCCUGCCGCCUCAGCUGGGUGCUGCAGUGCCUGGAGGACCGGCAGCAGGCCGGGGGCGCGCCCGAGGCCAGCGCGCGCCUCUGGGACGUGUUCUGCGACAACAGCUCCGAGCUGCACACCAUGACCAAGGCGUUGCAGAACGUGCUCGACCUGGAUGGCGACCCCGAGCUUUUCGAGCGCUUUCUGGGUGCCGACUUCCCUUUCACCGUGGCCGAGGCGCAGAGCCUGCUGCACUGCACGGUCAACCUGGACCACUCCAUCCGCCGCCGCAUGGGCCUCAUCCGGGCUGUCAGCGCGCUCAAGCCGCCCAUCCCACCCAAGUCCCUUGCCGGCAACGACCCCCACGCCGCCACUGGAGCCAACAACUCCCCCCAGGCGGCCCCAUCAGGCCACACCGCAGGGCACGCCCCUGCGCAUGGCAGGGAAGCCGGCCACCCCCGGACCGGGCGCACAGGGGCAAGCCGAGCCCCACGGCCUGAGCGCCCUUCCCCUGGGGGGACUCCAGCCCAGGUGGGCCUUGAAUGGAGGACUCAGGCAGCAGCAGGAGGCCACAGCUCUGUUCCCCCAAACGAGGGUGUAGGGGGCCAAGGUCCAGUGACUGGAACCUCUGGUGGCCACAUUCCCCAGGGGAAUUUGUGAGCCGGAGAGAGCUGUUGGCAGCUGCCACCAGGAGCCGGGCCAUGUGUCAGUGCCACGUCU
This is a messenger RNA of Ceratotherium simum simum (southern white rhinoceros), 2706 nucleotides long. It is a transcript of the gene NKPD1, whose product is annotated as NTPase KAP family P-loop domain containing 1. Lineage: Eukaryota; Metazoa; Chordata; Mammalia; Perissodactyla; Rhinocerotidae. The record is from RefSeq and is a predicted model, not a curated record.